CCGCCUGGUCAGCUGGUUUUAACCAUUCGCGUAUUAUAGAUCUUCCUCAUGGUAAACCUAUCGCGAGCAACUAGGUAGAUCCCGAUGCCGAUCUCCUGGUGUCUACUUUGAAAUUAAAUUAGCUAAACAUUGGAUAGAACAUCAGUGGCCCGCGCGCCGCAUGUGCGCGAGUGUGCAGCUUCACCGGAAACAUCAUCAACACGGUACGAGGACCAGAUCGUCUAUAAAAGAAGAGACCGAGUUGAAGAAGAAAGAAGAGGGUAGUGACUUAGGAAAGGGAUUGCGCGCGCGCAAUCAGACAGGAAAUGACCAUAUCGUACGCGAGCGAAGUGCCGAACGGCUCUAGCUUUGGCUGCUUCUGGAGGAUUCUAAUCAAAUGGCGUGGCUCCGUUUACAAGCUUAUCUGGCGGGAACUACUGGCGUACCUGUUCUUCUACUACCUCAUCAAUUUUACAUAUCGAUACGUGCUUAAUGAGCACCAGCGGUUAAUUUUCGAAAAAAUUCGUUAUUACUUCGGCAACUCCAGCGAAUCUAUACCUAUGUCAUUCGUCCUGGGAUUCUACGUGAGCCUUGUUGUGAAGAGAUGGUGGGAGCAGUAUAAGCUUUUACCCUGGCCCGAUAAUCUGGCCCUCUUCAUCAGCGCCGCCAUUCCUGGAAAUGAUGAACGGGGGCGAUUGAUGAGACGCAACAUUGUGAGGUAUGCCGUGCUCGCGUACGUCAUUACAUUGCAAAGGAUUUCGCUCCGCGUUAAGAGGCGUUUCCCAACUCUUCAGCAUAUGGUAGAUGUAGGUCUGAUGAUGGAAUCGGAAAAGAAAAUCUUUGAGAUGAUGAACAAGAAGGCGGCCAUGUCUAAAUAUUGGAUGCCGUUAGUCUGGGCGACUAAUAUCAUCAACAGGGCAAGGAAAGAAGCUCUGAUUACUAGCGAUCAUGUAGUACAAACUCUCCUUGUCGAACUCAGUGACAUCCGGAAGAGGCUUGGUGCAUUGAUUGGUUACGAUACUGUCUGUGUUCCUCUAGUCUACACUCAGGUGGUAACAUUAUCGCUGUAUGCCUACUUUUUCUCAGCUUUACUUGGCAGACAAUUCGUCGAACAUUCUAAUGGCACCGGAAAAUAUGAAGAACCGGACAUGUAUUUCCCGUUUUUCACAGCGCUGCAGUUUUGUUUUUACAUUGGAUGGCUGAAAGUUGCAGAGGUGUUGAUUAAUCCUUUCGGCGAAGAUGAUGACGACAUCGAGCUGAAUUGGUUAAUAGACAGACAUAUCAAAGCAGGUUACAUGAUCGUUGAUGAGAUGCACGAAGAACAUCCGGAGCUUCUGAAAGAUCAAUACUGGGAUGAAGUUGUGCCCAAGGACUUGCCAUACACAGUCGCUAGUGAGCAAUAUCGAAAAGAAGAACCAAAAGGUUCCGCGGAACAUUAUAAAGUAAAAGAUAGCGAUGCUCUUUAUGCAAACGUUAUGCUGGGCACACAGAUUCAUAGUCAUGGUCAGCAUCGUAAAUCUCAUCAGGAUGAUGUGUACGCCGAUUAUGAGAGUGUGGAUACUCCAUUAGUGGAACGAAAGAAGAAUGGCUGGUUCCAAAGGCAGAUCACCCGAGUUGGUUCGGUACGUAGUUCUUCAACUACGUAUAGUAGCGGCGGUGGUUUUUUCACACGAAACCGACACAACAGCGUGUACAGUAGCCCUGAGACUGGUGGUCUCCCGCAAACAAAUAAUCCUAAUCUCAAAAUAUCGCUCUACGAUCGUCUCGUCGGACGAAAAAGCGUUCGAAGUCAGCGUAUGGGUCGUCAAGGUACUAUGACGAAGCUGAACUCGGUGCCAGUAUCUUUGAAGAACAGACCACGCAUACCAACUCCGGAUGUGACGAAGGAGGUAAUCGAUCGUGAACAGAGGUUGGCUUUGUCCGCCGCUAAUGCGGCAAACAUCGGCGCAGGUGUGGUGGGCGUGAUACCAGCAAACGGUCACUAUCCAACUGAUUUGUCGGUAGUGGUAUUGUCGCCGAUACAGGAAACUGAAAGCACGCCCGCCUCGGGGAAAUCAGGAGCGGCGGCUUUGGCGCAGGCCGUGCUUUCGCCGACGUUAACUAGCGCUGGCCUAAUGACGCCAGUUACCUUAACACCGGUCACUAUGGGUCAUCUGACGCAAUUAGGUUUGAUGACGACGGCGACAACAACGACGCCACAUCUUAAUAAUCAGAAUAACAGCGUCCAGGCGACAUUGACAGAGGUCACAAGCAGCGAAGAGGAAGGUAGCGGAAGCGGUAGCAGCAGAAGCGGAAGUAUCACUGGACAAGAGGAUCGCUCAACACCAUUGAUCGACAACAACAACAGCCCGAUGGGUAGCAACGGCAGUUCACCCAUUUUCGAUGGCUACAAUGAUCGUUCGCCAAUCUUGAUGAGACCCGAGAAAUUGGGCUAUGUGGUCGCUGCUGUGCCCGGAAUUCAAGCCAAUAGGGCGAUGGCGAUAGAUGCGCGAGGUAGACGAUCGGCCUCGCUGCCCGGUCCACCAGUAUCACCGGCGCAGCCAAGUAAUGACAGAAGCAUGUCGUUACCACAAUCUCCAGGAUUGCAACCGAGAGAAAUUCGCAUAGCCUCCGUAUCGAAUAGACAAGAUGGUUUUGCCAUGGACAGGCUAAUCAUCGGGUCCAAUAAUCAAGGCAUUCGAUCGAGGACCAACAGUUUCGGUCAUGAUCUCUCCAGGUCCAAUCAAAGGGGCCAGGAUGCCUCAAGAAAAAUUAGUACCAUCUCGUGUACAAAUGCGUCGCUUUCAAAUAGCACGACAUCCCCGACGUCAUCUACGAGCAUAUCUGCCACGACGACCGUCACCAGUAGCAAGAGAGGAGAAGUUUACGUUUGA
This is a messenger RNA of Atta colombica, 2852 nucleotides long. RefSeq lists its product as uncharacterized. Lineage: Eukaryota; Metazoa; Arthropoda; Insecta; Hymenoptera; Formicidae. Bases 306 to 2852 code for a protein of 848 amino acids. Gene Ontology annotation, molecular function: chloride channel activity. The record is from RefSeq and is a predicted model, not a curated record. The transcript has 10 exons.